This is a messenger RNA of Suillus fuscotomentosus, 762 nucleotides long. RefSeq lists its product as uncharacterized. Lineage: Eukaryota; Fungi; Basidiomycota; Agaricomycetes; Boletales; Suillaceae. The record is from RefSeq and is a predicted model, not a curated record. The transcript has 10 exons. The coding region runs from base 1 to 762 and encodes 253 amino acids.
AUGUCACAUGAGGUCCUAUGGUCUCGUUAUGCGCAUACCCAGUUGGCAGGCUCACAUCUUCUUUCCGCAGAGGUUUCAACUCUUGUUCUUCAAUGUGUUGUUUUUUCUCAACAAAGACCUAGCUGUCGGACAUAUUUUACAUCGAAAGAUCUACUCUUCUUUUCCCAACAAAUAUUCGUUUGUUUUAUAUUGACUCUUCGCACUUAUGCUCUCUACUGCGGUAACAAACGCCUCCUCGCUCUGAUGAUAAUCAUCGUUUGUGCUCUUGGGGGAGUGACUGUGGGAACAUUUGGACUCCGUUCAAGCGCCGUCGUGCCAGGAUUGAAUUGCCUUGACUCAUACGCAAAAUAUAUAGCCGUCAGUCCUGGGUUGGGAUGGGUGACGCUACUCGUCUACGAAUUACUCGUAUUUGUCCUCACAGUUUGCAGGAUAUGCAAAAUUAGAGCACUGUCACUGGCAAUAUCGAGGGGACACAUGCUUGAUAUCAUGUUUCAAGAUGGUGCCAUGUAUUUCGCGGUGAUGACGUUGUUUAAUCUACUCAACAUCCUGACGUACUACUGUGGUUCAAAUACCACCAGAGGCAUUCUGGCUACAUUUACUAGCUGCAUAUCCGUGACUCUCGUCUCUCGGCUGAUGCUCAAUCUGCACAAAUCUGUCGACACAGGCAUUCUUACUACCCCCGUCCAAGAUGAUGACUACGAUUCCAUUGUCCUUACUACUAGGAUCAACGUACAGUCCACGAAUUCCUCUCGCCAAUGCUAG